AAUUUUGGGCCGUGGUCGGCUUGGUCUUAAGGGACGGGCAGUAGGGAGCGACCUUCCCCCGUGCGCGAGGACGCGGCGGCGGCCGCCGUCAAGCCCAGCGGAGCGCCGGUCACCGGCCGCCGGCCGUCCUUCUGCUGCUGACCUCGCGGUUCCCGUUUCAGCAGUCCACAAAAGCGCCGGCAAUAUUCCUCUCCUGCAACCAUGGACGAUGCCAGGUCGCAGCAUCUGCUUGGUGCUGCAGGCCCAUGGAUUCGCGGGUCUCGAGAAAUGGGGGGCUGGGAGGUGGCGCAGGACUUCACUGUCGAGGACGCCAAAGCAGUCUGCGAGCUUGUGCAUCGAGAUGAAUCCUUGGUCGUUGAGAAACGGAGAUAUCUGCUGUCAAUGCUUCAAGGACAAGAUGGAUGCAUCAAGCGUGUGAAGAGACCUGAGUUCAUGGAACAACUAUUUUUGGCUGAAUCAGAUGUCAGGGGGGAUGAGGUAAGUCUGCAAUGCCCAAAUAACAUAGGCUGUAAUUCGUGUAAGCUGUCCUGUGAGAGAGUUAGACUCCAUGUCGAGAGAUGUUUUGGUUUGGAACAAAAUGGCUGGAAUCACCAUGUAGUUCAGGAUGGUGUACAACUUUUUAAAUUGCAAAAGGAGAAGGAUGGCUCUCUGAGUCCGGAGAGUUUGAAGUUUGUGCACAAUACAAUCAACAAACUUAGCCUUGAAGCUCUUCAUUCAGUGGCUUGUAUUGUUAACCAGAAUAGGAAUAGUUUUGAGAAGACUAGGCCAAGAAUGAAAAAACUUGUAAAGAAUAACCUCCCAGCUUACUUAGCUGAUUUGGAUAAUGAAAAUAACAGCUGUCAUGAGCUAUCCCAGAUCUUAACUAAUCCGUCAAGUUAUCUAUCUGACUGCAUGCGCCUUGCAACACCAGUUACGCCAAGACUGCUCUCAUCAUUGGUCCAAGCUUUAGGUGAACUGGAUGCAUUGCCAUUGCAAGCUCUGGUUGCAAUGAAGAGGAAGCUCGAAGGAAAAUCACUUCCCCCAAGGUUUGAGCUAGAAUGUCAAGCUUCCACAAGGCAAGAAAUUUUUGAAAAGGUACAUAGAAGGUGCAAUAAGAUCAUAUCGAAGCUUGAGGAAGGCUGUGACCUGCCAACGAAUUUAGCAAAAGCCAUGUCCGUGGUGAACCUAUGCCGGAAGAAAGAAUUGAGAUGUGUGGAUAUUUCAAUGUCAGAGUUCUUUCCAUUUUCCAGGCAUGUUAUCUCCUUGCAGAAUGAUGUAAUGAAUGCUCUAUGGUUGCUAGAAAAGAUGAGACAUGAUAGACUGAAACUGCUGCGUCCCAUGUUAUGUCAUGGCUCUAAGGAAAAGAGAGAGCACACAAAGUUCAGGAUAACUGUGAGAAGGUAUCUGUUAGAAUGUUUGUUUGAAUGCGAUGAAGGUAAUUUACCAGAGAAAGCACUGCAAGUCAUUGCUUUUUUUGAUCGUAUGUCUCGACAUCAACAUAUGUUCACAGAAGGGAGAAAGGAAGUAGAGGUAGAGUCUGUCUUGAAUUUGAGCAGCAAUCUCAGAGCUAUAGGAUAUUAUGAUGUAGCUGGAGACCCAAUCAAUGAUCAGUUAAUGAACUCAGGGAGUGCAUGCAUAAGUGAUGAUCAACUUAUAAACUUAGACCACGAUGACCGCAGUGAGGACAAUGACUUUGUACUCACAGAGACCAAUUACUUCAAUUUUUGUCCUCAGCAAAAUAUUGAUGAACCAUGCAGUUCCAAUAGCUUGCACAACACUGCUGCCGUGAGUUCUAGGCAUUCUAGAGACACAGAAGCGGCUGUUAGCAUGAUGGAUUCUCAUUUGAAUAAGGCUGUUGCUAGUGUGGAAACAGCAAGUUGUUCUAAAGAUCUCCAUGAUCUUUGUGAUGAGACUGCAGUGAUGGCCCACAAGCUUGUUGGACAGAUUAUAGAAAGUUCGUUGCAUGCAGAUACCAAGGAGGUUGAUGAAUGCACCAGAGGUUAUCUUCGAGGGGGUUCUGAUUCUCAAGGCCCUCAAGCUCCUGCAGUGGAGGAUACGCAAAGUGCUGACAUUAUGAUUAAUGCUGUCAAGACUUUGUUUCCAAAUUUAUCAGAAAGCUGCUUUGAAAAGGUCCGGAGGAUCCUCAAUGGUGGUGAGCAGUGAGGAGCCUUAGAGUACAUUGUGCUGGCUUUGCAACUUUAUUUUUGUUUGUACUCUAGACUGUGAUAGUGUGGCUUGAUAUUUACCUUGUGGUACGUACAACUAAUCUCUUUGGAGUGAGCAUAACAUUAAAGCAAAAAUAAUAAUUAAAAAGGGAUUGAAUUCAUUCUUUUAA
Sorghum bicolor (sorghum) is the source of this 2314-nucleotide messenger RNA. RefSeq lists its product as uncharacterized. Lineage: Eukaryota; Viridiplantae; Streptophyta; Magnoliopsida; Poales; Poaceae. The transcript has 8 exons. The coding region runs from base 202 to 2142 and encodes 646 amino acids. The record is from RefSeq and is a predicted model, not a curated record.